AGCGGGGAGGGCGGGGGCCCCAGUGUGCGCGGGAGACACGGCAGCCAGCGGGGCCAGCGGGCGCUGGGGAGCGUAAAGCGCCCCUGGAGAUCCGGAAAGACUCUCCCGUGUGCCCCGGGACUCCCGCUACUCUCUCCGGGAAGCUCUCGGCUCUCUGGCACGGCAAGCUCUCCGGGUUUCUCUCGCCCGCGGGGCUGGCUGGCCUCUUGAACUCCUUUUCCUCUGCACCCUGUGUGACUUUCUCUCCCUGGGGCGUCUCUCUGUCUGCCUUCAUCUCUGUCCUCAUCUCUGUCUCUGGCUUCACGCUGAGUCUCCGUCUCUAGCUGCCUGUCACUGUGUCUGUGGCUGCUUGUCAUUCCUUUGUUCUGUCGCCUGCGAUAUCUGUGUGGGACUCCUUGCGGCUUGGUCUCAGCCCUCCCCCUCCCCUCGGAAGCCUGAGUCUGUGUCCCUUAGGGCCCGUCCAUCUGGAGAAGAGUAAGGACUGGGGCAAUGGCAGUGCCCAGACUGUGGCCAUGGGUGGCAUGUCUGCUUGUGAUCCUCCUGUCCUUGGGAUUUGGCCUGGACACACUAGACGUGUGCCCCAGUCUGGAUAUCCGCUCAGAGGUGGCAGAGCUGCGGCGACUGGAGAACUGCAGUGUGGUGGAAGGCCACCUGCAGAUCCUGCUCAUGUUCACUGCCACCGGCGAGGACUUCCAUGGCCUCAGCUUCCCACGCCUCACUCAAGUCACCGAGUACCUGCUGCUAUUCCGUGUCUAUGGUCUGGAGAGCCUGCGUGACCUCUUCCCAAACCUAGCAGUCAUACGCGGUGCCCACCUCUUCCUGGGCUAUGCGCUAGUCAUCUUCGAGAUGCCGCACCUGCGCGAUGUGGGGCUGCCAGCCCUGGGGGCCGUGUUGCGUGGUGCCGUGCGUGUGGAGAAGAACCAGGAGCUCUGCCACCUCUCCACCAUUGACUGGGGCCUGCUGCAGCCUUCACCUGGUGCCAACCACAUUGUGGGCAACAAGUUGGGCGAGGAGUGUGCUGACGUGUGUCCUGGCGUGCUAGGCGCCACUGGCAAGCCCUGUGCCAGGACUACCUUCAGUGGGCACACAGACUACAGAUGCUGGACCUCCAGCCACUGCCAAAGAGUGUGCCCGUGUCCCCAUGGCCUGGCCUGUACAGCUGGUGGGGACUGCUGCCACAGAGAAUGCCUGGGGGGCUGCAGCCAACCAGAUGAUCCCCGAGCCUGUGUCGCCUGCCGCCACUUCUACUUCCAGGGCGCCUGCCACCAGGCCUGCCCUCCAGGCACCUACCAGCAUGAGUCCUGGCGCUGUGUCACAGCUGAGCUCUGUGCCAGCCUGCACUCUGUGCCCAGCCAUGCCUCUACCUUUGGUAUCCACGAGGGCAGUUGCCUGGCCCAGUGCCCUCCAGGCUUCACCCGUAAUGUCAGUAGCAUAUUCUGCCACAAGUGUGAGGGGCUGUGCCCCAAAAAGUGCAAAGUUGGCACCAAGACUAUCGACUCCAUCCAGGUGGCACAAGAUCUGGUGGGCUGCACCCAUGUGGAGGGGAGCCUCAUCCUCAAUCUUCGCCAGGGCUACAACCUGGAGCAGGAGCUACAGCACAGCCUGGGGCUGGUAGAGACCAUCACUGGCUUCCUCAAAAUCAAGCACUCCUUUGCCCUCGUGUCCCUGAGCUUUUUCAAGAACCUCAAACUAAUCCGGGGAGACUCCAUGGUGGAUGGGAACUACACUCUGUACGUGCUGGACAACCAAAACCUACAGCAGCUGGGGUCCUGGGUGGCUGUGGGGCUCAGCAUUCCUGUGGGCAAGAUCUACUUCGCCUUCAACCCACGCCUCUGCUUGGAACACAUUUACCACUUGGAGCAGGUGACCGGCACGCGAGGACGGCAAAAUAAGGCGGAAAUCAACCCCCGCACCAACGGAGACCGCGCCGCCUGUCAGACUCGCACCCUGCGCUUCGUGUCCAACGUGACGGAGGCCAACCGCAUCUUACUGCGCUGGGAGCGCUACGAGCCGCUGGAGGCUCGAGACCUGCUCAGUUUCAUUGUGUACUACAAGGAGUCCCCAUUUCAGAAUGCUACAGAGCACACAGGUCCAGAUGCCUGUGGGACCCAGAGCUGGAACCUGCUAGAUGUGGAGCUCCCCCUAAGCCGCAACCAGGAGCCAGGGGUGAUCCUAGCACCCCUCAAGCCCUGGACACAGUAUGCAGUGUUUGUGCGGGCCAUCACACUGACCACUGCUGAGGAAAGCCCCCACCAAGGAGCACAGAGCCCCAUCAUCUACCUCCAAACCCUUCCUGCAGCGCCCACCAUUCCCCAGGAUGUCAUCUCCACGUCCAAUUCCUCCUCCCACCUGCUGGUGCGCUGGAAGCCACCGACCCAACGCAACGGGAACAUCACCUACUACCUAGUUCUGUGGCAGCGUCUGGCAGAGGACAACGACCUCUACCUCAAUGACUACUGCCACCGUGGCCUGCGGCUCCCCACCAGCAACAACGACCCACGCUUGGACCGCGAAGAUGGGGAACUACAGGCGGAGAUGGAGCCCGGCUGCUGCCCUUGCCAGCACCCACCUCAGGGGCAAGUCUUGCCACCGCUGGAGGCGCAAGAGGCCUCGUUCCAAAAGAAGUUUGAAAACUUUCUACACAACGCGAUCACUAUUCCCAAAUCCCCUUGGAAGGUGACGUCUAUCAAUAAGAGCCCUCAAAGGGAUUCUGGGAGGCACAGUCGAGCCGCAGCGACCCUCCGACUCGUGGGAAACAACUCAGAUUUCGAGAUCCAGGAGGACAAAGUACCCCGAGAGCGAGCGGUGUUGAGUGGCCUGCGCCACUUUACGGAAUACCGAAUCGACAUCCAUGCCUGCAACCACGCGGCGCACACAGUGGGUUGCAGCGCUGCCACUUUCGUCUUUGCGCGCACCAUGCCCCACAGAGAAGCUGAUAGUAUCCCAGGGAAGGUGGCCUGGGAGGCAGCUAGCAAGAGCAGUGUCCUCCUGCACUGGCUUGAGCCAUCUGACCCCAAUGGACUUAUCCUCAAGUAUGAAAUCAAGUACCGCCGCUUGGGAGAGGAGGCCACAGUGCUGUGUGUGUCUCGCCUGCGAUAUGCCAAGUUUGGGGGCGUCCACCUGGCCCUGCUGCCCCCCGGAAACUACUCUGCCAGAGUGCGGGCAACCUCGCUGGCUGGAAAUGGCUCUUGGACAGAAAGUGUCACUUUUUACAUCCCUGGCUCAGAGGAGGAAGACUCCGGGGGGCUGCGCAUCCUCCUCACCGUCACCCCUGUGGGGCUCAUGCUGCUCGUCAUUCUCGCUGCCCUUGGUUUCUUCUGCAGCAGGAAGAGAAACAACACUCUCUAUGCCUCUGUGAAUCCGGAGUACUUCAGUGCCUCUGAUAUGUAUAUCCCUGACGAGUGGGAGGUUCCUCGGGAGCAGAUCUCCAUAAUUCGGGAACUGGGCCAGGGCUCCUUCGGGAUGGUAUAUGAAGGGCUGGCACAUGGACUUGAGGCCGGAGAGGAGACCACGCCUGUGGCCCUGAAGACAGUGAAUGAACUGGCUAGCCCACAAGAACGCAUUGAGUUCCUCAAGGAAGCCUCUGUCAUGAAGGCAUUCAAGUGUCACCAUGUGGUACGUCUCCUGGGUGUGGUUUCUCAGGGCCAGCCAACUCUGGUCAUCAUGGAGUUAAUGACCCGUGGGGACCUCAAGAGCCAUCUUCGAUCUUUGCGGCCAGAGGCGGAGAACAACCCUGGGCUCCCAAGGCCAGGACUGGGAGAUAUGAUCCAGAUGGCUGGUGAGAUCGCAGAUGGCAUGGCCUACCUUGCUGCCAACAAGUUUGUGCAUCGAGACCUGGCAGCCCGAAACUGCAUGGUGUCCCAGGACUUCACCGUCAAGAUUGGGGACUUUGGGAUGACUCGAGACGUGUAUGAGACAGACUAUUACCGCAAAGGAGGGAAGGGGCUGCUGCCUGUGCGCUGGAUGGCCCCCGAGUCCCUCAAAGAUGGAAUCUUUACCACCCACUCGGAUGUCUGGUCCUUUGGCGUGGUGCUCUGGGAGAUCGUGACCCUGGCUGAACAACCCUACCAGGGUCUAUCCAAUGAGCAGGUGCUCAAGUUUGUCAUGGAUGGUGGGGUCCUGGAGGAGCUAGAGAGCUGUCCCCUUCAGCUUCAGGAGCUGAUGAGCCGCUGUUGGCAGCAGAACCCGCGCUUGCGACCAACCUUCACCCACAUCCUGGACAGCAUAUGGGAGGAGCUUCGGCCUUCCUUCCGCCUCCUUUCCUUCUAUUACAGCCCGGAGUGCCAGGGGACCCAGGCUUCCCUCCUGCCCAUUGAUGCAGAGCCCAACACCCCACGAACCCCAAAAGGGACUUCCUCAGACUGCAGCCCCCAAAAUGGGGGUCCAGGGCACUGAAGGGCACCCCAUUCCCUCGCUGAUUGGCCUCCUAGGGGCAGAGAAGAAGGGACCUUUGCAGCUGUGAGAUGUGCAGAUUUUCAUACCCCUUAAGCAUGGAGUGGCCAUGAGUGAGGCAGAGAGCAGGGGCAGGGAAGAUUGGGGGGCAGAGCAGACUCACUAUAAGAUUUUCUCAGGAGCCUCAGUUCUCCCUAAGAAAGUAAAGAAGAUCCCAGCAGGAGUGGUGGUUAGGCCAUGGACUGGAUGUUCUGGCCCUCGAAGAGCCCCUACUCAGACUAAGAAUAGAGGGCCUAUGUACUCCAGAGGUAUUGUCUGCUGAACUCCCCUCCUCAGCACCCAGGUGUCUUGUGGACCCCUGGGGCCAUCAACACACUUGAAACCAGAUAAGCAACCAGAACAGAACUGGAACCUUCUCUGUCCAUGUUUGGGCUGCUGUGAAUGGGUGUCCAUGUGACUGUCCUCACCACUGCAUGUCACCUCCUACCUUCUGCCUCAGACACCAGGUGGAGUGGGAGCACCCAGGCCCUCAGUGAGCAUGUUACCAGCCUGGCCCUGUAGGCUUGCCCUCACUUCCUCCUCUCCUUUGCUGUCCCAGGGAUUUCCAAGUUUAGUGCUCCUCCCUCUUCCCCUAGAGUAUCUCUUGGAGUGAAUCACCUCACUCCUCCCAGUCUCAUACCCUCAAUCUCCCUCAUACCCUUGGAUUAUUAAGGCUUUAAAAGGCUGGUUUUACUCUGGCUGGUGUGGCUUAGUGGACUGAGCAUCAACCUGUGAACCAAAAGGUUACCAGUUUGAUUCCCAGUCAGGGCACAUGCAUGGGUUAGAGGCCAGGCACCCAGUUGGGGGCACGUGAGAGGCAACAGGUGAUCAAUGUGUCUCCUCCCUUCUCCUCUCUCUAAAAAUAAAUAAAUGAAAUUUUUAAAGUCUUA
Messenger RNA from Artibeus jamaicensis (Jamaican fruit-eating bat), 5321 nucleotides. It is a transcript of the gene INSRR, whose product is annotated as insulin receptor related receptor. The transcript has 22 exons. Gene Ontology annotation, cellular component: axon; insulin receptor complex; membrane. Gene Ontology annotation, biological process: positive regulation of phosphatidylinositol 3-kinase/protein kinase B signal transduction; positive regulation of kinase activity; multicellular organism development. The record is from RefSeq and is a predicted model, not a curated record. Bases 490 to 4395 code for a protein of 1301 amino acids. NCBI's taxonomy places the organism in Eukaryota, Metazoa, Chordata, Mammalia, Chiroptera, Phyllostomidae. Gene Ontology annotation, molecular function: insulin receptor substrate binding; phosphatidylinositol 3-kinase binding; ATP binding.